Messenger RNA from Laccaria bicolor S238N-H82, 222 nucleotides. RefSeq lists its product as uncharacterized. The record is from RefSeq and is a predicted model, not a curated record. Lineage: Eukaryota; Fungi; Basidiomycota; Agaricomycetes; Agaricales; Hydnangiaceae. The transcript has a single exon. The coding region runs from base 1 to 222 and encodes 73 amino acids.
AUGAGCCAUCUGCAUUGGACAUUUUACCCCUUCUCGUUUAAUUACUCAAAUGAUACACUUACUAUACCUGACAGAGGUUACAAUUCAUUGAAUGAGAAUCUUCUGACUUUGUACGUUUUGCUCGGAGAAAAAGGGAUCACUGUUCUUCAAACACUGACCGACGAUAGUUUAAAGAAGGGAAGCACUCUGGAAAUUAAACGAUCCGGAGAUUUGAGAAGGUGA